ACUUUAGUCAAAGAAGAUGGGUAAUUUGCUUGCACUAUUUUAACUGUCCGAGUUCUGACUAUGACAUUGCAGAGGCGCUACCUAUAGGUCUGGUAAGCUUCGUGAAUCGUGAUUGCCCUAAUAGCAUAAUAAAUAACAUAACAAUAGUGUGCGAUAAGCGGCUGCUUGUUUUUUUUUCAACUUACGGUAGACAACCGCUUACUUGUGUAAUUCAAAAUUACACGAGAUAAUUAAUUUGGAUGUUGAAUCAACCUUAUAAGUUGCUCGUUAUAUUUAGUUUUAUUGAAAACUGUUGAUGGUGGCUGAAAAUGACAUUCGUGCGGAUUUAACCCCAAUCUUCACUUGUCUGAAAAUGGACAAGGAUUCCAGCUCGGAGAUUCAGGUAGCUGGUACAAAUAAACAAGAGGAGGUUAAUAUGCCGGAGGUAGUCGCAGGAUUGAAAAUGUUAGCCGUAGACUUACCGGACGGAGAAUCACCUCCUCAACAAAAUCAAAGACGAUCUUCUAGGAAGAGAAAACCAGUAGAUCAUUUAGACAUGUCAGCCUUAAACAGAAGAUGCAACACAAGACCGAGAAAAAGGACCUUUUCUGAAAUGGAAAGUGAAGAACAAAUCAAAGAGUAUUAUUUAGAUAAGACCGUUAAAAAACAUACUAAUUCUUUAGAAACUAUCUUCGAAGAAAAAGAAGACUCUAAUCAGACGACAAACUGUAUGAGUGCUAAACGUUUUAAAAGAAUGAUUCAGUUUAAUUCUCAACCUACAGAAUCCAAAUUGAAAAAGAGACGAGAUAAAAUCAAGAAAAUUUUUGGCUCUAAAAUUGGUUUCAAAAAAAAAAAAGUUUCCAUGCAAUCUUUACUUGAUAAACUAAAUAGUUUACAAAGUGAUGUACCUUUGAAUGCACAAAAAGAAAGAAAAGUUUGUAAAUAGUUUCCCAGACCAAGUACUUAAAUUUAAGUCUCACUUGGAUCAAAAGUAAGUUAUUCUUAUUUUUGAAACAUCCAUUACAGGUUAGCUGAAAAAGUUG
This is a messenger RNA of Trichogramma pretiosum, 1022 nucleotides long. Its product is annotated as protein tantalus. The coding region runs from base 296 to 925 and encodes 209 amino acids. The transcript is spliced from 3 exons. The record is from RefSeq and is a predicted model, not a curated record. Lineage: Eukaryota; Metazoa; Arthropoda; Insecta; Hymenoptera; Trichogrammatidae.